This is a messenger RNA of Mytilinidion resinicola, 1005 nucleotides long. RefSeq lists its product as uncharacterized. Lineage: Eukaryota; Fungi; Ascomycota; Dothideomycetes; Mytilinidiales; Mytilinidiaceae. Bases 1 to 1005 code for a protein of 334 amino acids. The transcript has a single exon. The record is from RefSeq and is a predicted model, not a curated record.
AUGUUUUCCUUCUUUUUCGUUGCAUUCGCGCAGUUCCUGCUUCCGGCCACAACCCUCUCGAUUGCAGUCCGCGCCACCGACUGUGGUGGUAUUGCCAGCGGUUCUGUGUACACAGCUAGGGGCACAUCUUUCCUCGUUGAAGCCGAUGCCGUUAAAUCCUUCAACAACCUCGGGGACCCUUCCUUUGGCAGCUCCUUCGUGGACUGCAUGACGAGGUGCGCCACAACCGACGGCUGCACAGAUCUGUCCUUCACAAGCGGGGGGACCUGCUACCUCAAGCAAGGUGCCGUGAAUGGAGUCAUCUCCACCGAAACUGGAACCUGCGACGCUAAAGUCGUGCCAUCACCAAGCUCUUCGUCCAUCCCAACUUCCACAUGCGCCGCUGUCACAGUCACUGCGUCCGCCGCCACCGCAACCACAACAACUACCGCCACAUCCACCGUGACCGUCUCGCCGGCUGCCGCGACGUCCUCAGCCCCGACAUCCUGCCCAACCAACGCCUUCUCCAACCCCAGCUUCGAGGACUUCACGAACGGCUACUUAGCGAGCUGGAUCGUGAUCCCGUCAACCUGCUCCGACAACAUGGGGCUUAAGUCCAUCGAAACCGCCGCAGCAUCAGACGGCUCCGAAGUCCUCAGCGUGCAGACUGUCGUCUCAAACAGUGACCACCGGCUGCUCCAAAGCGCGCUGCUGUGCCCGGGCACGAUCUACAAACUUUCCUUUGACGCCCGCCGCGUCUCGCCCGCGGCCAACACGCUAAGCAUCGGGGUGUCAGCGGUGACGAUUGUCGGGGCGGCAGUGAACCGGCAGACGAUGUUUACCCAGGAAGUCAGUUCGGAUGCGUGGGCCACGUUUACGAGUGAGGGGUACGUUGUUGUGCCGGCGGGUAGUGCACCCGUGCAAGUUGGUGUGGUCAUUAAUGUCAAUUUCAUCGCCGAUAUAGGCAGCACGGCGACGAAGGAAAUGUGGAUUGAUAACUUGAAGCUUUUCCCGGUUACCUUGUAA